This is a messenger RNA of Pelobates fuscus (common spadefoot toad), 4094 nucleotides long. It is a transcript of the gene PAN2, whose product is annotated as poly(A) specific ribonuclease subunit PAN2. Bases 335 to 3943 code for a protein of 1202 amino acids. Gene Ontology annotation, cellular component: PAN complex; P-body. Gene Ontology annotation, biological process: nuclear-transcribed mRNA poly(A) tail shortening; mRNA processing. The record is from RefSeq and is a predicted model, not a curated record. Gene Ontology annotation, molecular function: poly(A)-specific ribonuclease activity; protein binding; nucleic acid binding. The transcript is spliced from 26 exons. Lineage: Eukaryota; Metazoa; Chordata; Amphibia; Anura; Pelobatidae.
UCGGAACCAGUUGAAGUUUGGCCCUGCGGGGUCUCCGUUCUGCGCUCUCACAUUACCCCAGCGCACGCUGCUUCCGUCAACAAUCGUCCUCGCGAGUGUGCAGCCCCGCCCGCUCUCCGAUUGGUGGAUCUGGAUUCUGCCCUCCUGUGAUUGGUGGAUUCUGCUGCCCGUCCUCAUGUUUUGGAACCAAGAGUUUAGUUGUCACCCUGGUCUCAUCCUCCAAGACCAGCAUGUAGGAGGGAAGUAUCCGCUGCUUUUAUCCUCUCUGCAGCCGUGAUCGCGGGGUGCAUUUAUCUUACACAGCUGGGGACUGGGAUAUCCUCUUCAUCUAGCCAUGAACUUUGAUGGCAUGGAUCCAGCCCUGGUGGAAUAUGCACCUCCACUUCAUCCACCUCCACUCCAUCCACCUCCAUUACAUGCACCCUUGGACCAAGUUCUUGAUCCCCACCUAAACCCCAACCUUCUGCAACCUGUAGACCUAGAUCCUGAUGCAGCCGGACUAGAUGGGCUUUCUGUCCAGGAUAAUGUUGGACUAAUGGGUGGCAUAUACUCUGAGCUCCACACAGCAGUGUCUGAAGUUGGCAUUCCACUCUCUGCUGUUAACUUUGAUCUGCAUGAGGAGUUGCUCUGGGUUGGCAACCAUGGAGGUCAUGCUACCUCAUUCUUCAGUCCUACCCUUGAGAGAUUUUCCUCCUUCCAAAUACAUGCCAGCAAUGACAUCCGACAGAUUCAGAGUUUGCAGACAGGGGUCAUGUUCCUCACCAAAAACAAUCUGAGAUGUAUGACCCGUGGAGGACUUACCAUGUUUGACUACCUGAUGGACGAAAGUGUGGACAACCACAGCAUGCUUCUUACAGAAAAUAGUAUGCUGCUCAUGGGAGGGAUGCAAAAUUAUGUUAUUGAGAUGGACUUGAGUACUGUGCAGGAAACAAACCGGUAUGUCACAGAGGACCCUGGAAUUACAGUCAUGAGGCAAUCCAACCGCUUCUUUUUCUGCGGGUAUUCAUCAGGAAAGUUGUCCCUCUGUGAUCUGCGUACAUUCAACAUGGAACACGAAUUUGAUGUAUAUUCUGGCAGCUUGUCUGACUUUGAUGUUCAUGGAAACCUUGUAGUGACCUGUGGCUUCUCCAGUCGCAUGAAUGUAUUGACUUGUGACCGUUUCCUAAAAGUAUAUGACCUGCGUAUGAUGCGAGCUAUCACUCCUCUUCAGGUCCAUGUAGAUCCCCUUUUUCUGCGGUUUGUUCCGACAUAUACCUCACGACUAGCAAUCAUCUCACAGCAGGGUCAAUGUCAGUUCUGUGAACCCACUGGUCUUGCCAGUCCUGCAGACAUCUUCCAUGUCAGCACAGUGAGCCAAGCAAUCAUGUCAUUUAAUGUAUCUACUAGCAAGCAGGUGCUUGCAUUUGGGGACUCUGAUGGCAUUGUUCAUAUUUGGUCGACCACUCCUGAAGCCGUAUUCAAUGGCUACUCUCGAGCCACAGAAUUUGCAAUACCCUGCAUUGUGGACAACUUGCCACAUUUGGAUUGGAAUCAAGAUCUUUUACCGCUUUCCCUUAUUCCUGUGCCUCUGACAACUGAUUCUCUUCUAUCAGACUGGCCUGCUUCUAACUGUACUCCAGCACCUCGACCAGCUCCUCCUGUAGAUCCUGAGAUCUUGCGCAACAUGAAGCAAGUAGGGUUUAUUGGUUACUCUCCAAAUCCUAGAACAAGACUUCGGAAUCAGGUACCAUAUCAACUGGACAAUGAAUAUGAUUACAGCCAAGUUCCAGAAUCUCCAAUUGGGCGAGAGGAAGAGCCUCAUCUCUACAUGGUGGCAAAAAAGUACCGCAAGGUGACCAUUAAAUAUUCAAAACUUGGUCUGGAAGACUUUGACUUUAAACAUUACAACAAAACCUUAUUUGCUGGCCUGGAGCCUCAUAUUCCCAACGCCUACUGCAACUGCAUGAUACAGGUGACGUACCUGAUGGAACCAAUCAGAUGCCUGCUACAAAACCACUUGUGCCAAAAGGAAUUCUGUUUGAGUUGUGAGCUAGGCUUCUUGUUCCAUAUGCUAGACUUGUCCCGAGGUGACCCUUGCCAAGCCAGUAACUUCUUGAGGGCUUUCCGAACGAUCCCAGAAGCAGCAGCCCUUGGGUUGAUCCUGGCUGAUUCUGAUGAGGCAACUGGAAAAACAAAUAUAGGUCGUCUGAUUCAGAGCUGGUGCCGUUUUCUCUUCACCCAGCUCCAUCAAGAAACACAGGAGCUGGAGGGGCCACAAGCUUAUCGUGGUGCUGGGAGCAGCAGCUCUUUUACAUCAACAGGAGGUUCUGUGAUUGGUCAGCUAUUUGGAUGUGAAGUGGAAAACUGCAGCAUGUGCCGAUGUGGAACAGACACCGUGCGUGUAGCCACAACUCUGCUUUUCACUCUGUCCUACCCAGAUAUCAAAAGUGAUAAACCUCCUCAGAACUAUGAGUUUGUGGAGGUAUUGAGAAGAAGCAUUUGCUCAGAGCAGAAUACCCAGGCCUGGUGUGACAACUGUGAGAAAUUCCAGCCUUCUGUUCAGACCCGGAAUAUUCGCCGUCUUCCUGAUGUGCUGGUUAUAAACUGCGAAGUGAAUAGUUCUAAGGAGGAAGAGUUCUGGAAAGCACAAGCUGAGUAUGCCUUCAAGAAAGCGCUGGGAAAUAUAAAACUGUUUUCCCCACCUCCUCCCCCCAAGGAGCCAGUCUUUGGACAAUGGGGUGAGUACAGUUCAGAGACGUGUGAGCCUUAUGCACCUUCGGUUGAAGAACUGCGCAAUGUAUGGGUACCUUAUUCUCUCAAGAUGAAGCUUUCCAAAGACAAAAAGCUUGAGGUUUUGAACUGCUCGGAGACUGAGGAGGCAACAGAUGAAGACACAAAUGUGUAUGACCUUACAGCAACUGUUGUUCAUAUCCUGGAUCAACGCACAGGUGGUAGUCUGGUGGCCCAUAUAAAAGUGGGAGAGACCUACCACCAAAGAAAGGAGGGUGUUACGCACCAGCAGUGGUACCUUUUCAACGAUUUUCUUAUAGAGCCUGUUGAUAAGUGUGAGGCGGUGCAGUUUGACAUGGCAUGGAAAGUUCCUGCAAUCUUAUUCUAUUCCAAAAGAAAUGUGAAUGUAAAGUACAACUUGUCAAUCAAGAACCCAAUAGAAGCUAAUGUAUUGUUGGCAGAAGCAUCCUUGGCCAGGAAACAGCGGAAGUGCCAUGCAACUUUCAUUCCUCUUUUACGAAGCGAAAUGCCACAAACAGGGGAGCUGGUCGGACUUGAUGCAGAAUUUGUUACACUCAAUCAGGAGGAGGCUGAGCUUCGCAGUGAUGGUACAAAGUCCACCAUAAAACCAAGCCAGAUGUCUGUGGCCCGUAUUACAUGUGUGAGGGGGCAAGGACCCAAUGAGGGAGUACCAUUCAUUGAUGACUACAUCUCUACACAGGAACAGGUUGUGGAUUACCUUACUCAAUACUCUGGUAUUAAACCAGGUGACCUAGAUGCCAAGAUCUCAUCUAAGCAUUUGACAACCCUUAAAUCCACAUACCUAAAGCUAAGGUUUCUCAUUGAUGUGGGAGUAAAGUUUGUUGGUCAUGGGUUGCAGAAAGACUUUCGUGUGAUAAACCUCAUGGUGCCAAAAGAUCAGGUGAUUGACACUGUAUACUUGUUCCACAUUCCCCGCAAAAGGAUGAUCUCUCUUCGUUAUUUAGCUUGGUACUUUCUUGAUCUGAAAAUCCAAGGGGAGACACAUGACAGUAUAGAAGAUGCUCGGUCAGCUUUGCAGCUUUAUCGCAAGUACCUGGAGUUGAGCCGGAAUGGGACCGAACCUGAGAAUUUCCGCAAGGUGCUGAAAGGACUCUAUGAGAAGGGUCGUAAGAUGGACUGGAAAGUUCCAGAGCCAGAGAACCAAAACAGCCCAAAAAAUGCGCCAGUGUAUUCAGCUAUGGUGGGACUCUAAUUUUAUUUUAAUUAUUAUUUUUUUUAAUGAUAGUGGAAACUAUUUUCCAUUUUUAUUGCUUUUUUUAUUUGUAAUGAAUUGUGAUUUCACAAGUCCAAAGCCGUUCUGUGAACGCAGACAUCACAUUUUAAUAAACAAAGCUGCAACUGGC